GUGACCACUCCCCAGAGUGCUGCAGACUCCACCCACCCCAGCCUGGCUUGAAGUGGAGGUAAGUUUCCGGAAUUAUGGCGAAGUCGGGGCUGGGACCAGAGGCUGGGAGUGCAGCUGCAGUCACUGUGAUAAAGCGGGCGUUGGAACUAGAGUCCGAGUCACGGUAUCCACAAGCUCUGGUGUGUUACCAGGAGGGGAUUGACCUGCUCCUGCAGGUUCUGAAAGGCACCAAAGACGAAACAAAGAGAUGUACUCUCAGAAAAAGAAUUUCUGAGUAUAUGGAUAGAGCAGAAAACAUAAAGAAACACUUGGAUCAAGAAAAAGAAGCUGGAAAGUAUCACAAGCAAAUUAAAAUAGAAGAAAAUGCCACAGGUUUCAGUUACGAGUCACUUUUUCAAGAAUACCUGAGUGAAACAGUUACAGAAGUUUGGAUAGAAGACCCUUAUAUUAGACAUACUCAUCAGCUGUAUAACUUUCUUCGCUUUUGUGAGAUGCUUGUUAAGAGACCAUGUAAAGUGAAAACGAUUCAUCUUCUCACCUCUUCCGAGGAAGGCAUUGGGAAAGAGCAGCAAAGUAGUGGCCUGCAAGAAAUAAAAGAGUCACUCAGGAAUCAUGGAGUGCUGUUGGAUUUAGAAUAUUCUUCUUCAAUACAUGACCGAGAAAUUAGAUUCAACAAUGGAUGGAUGAUUAAAAUCGGAAGGGGACUUGAUUAUUUUAAGAAACCGCAGGGUCGUUUUUCCCUUGGAUAUUGUGAUUUUGAUUUAAGACCAUGUCAUGAAACAACUGUGGACAUAUUUCAUAACAAGCACACAAAAAAAAUAUGAUAGGUGGUAGCCUAAUUUAUAUUAUAUAUUUCUACUUUAAAUUAAUGCUGGAUUUUUAAUUUUUUUUACUUUGGACAGAUCAUUCCUAUAAAUGUAUGAAUUUAACAAUAAACUUUUACAUUUCUACUAA
Molecule: messenger RNA, 954 nt
Organism: Phacochoerus africanus (Common warthog)
Lineage: Eukaryota; Metazoa; Chordata; Mammalia; Artiodactyla; Suidae
Gene: MITD1
Product: microtubule interacting and trafficking domain containing 1
Exons: 7
Coding region: 75-824 (249 amino acids)
Biological process (GO): midbody abscission
Cellular component (GO): midbody
Source: RefSeq, a predicted model, not a curated record